AUGUCCUUUUCUGUGCAGCGAGUGAAGGAGAUUUGGGGCUGGAGAUGUCGAUUUCUUACCAGAGACAAGAAGCUGAAGAAUAGUUUGGUCUUCUGGGUCACUAUUACCCCCGAAGUCACGUCGAAAGUAAUAAAUCGAGCAAUCAUAGCAGAGCUAGUGAAAAUUUACAGAGAAUCUGAUCUUGGGACGAGAUUGCCUGCUUAUGAUGGCAGGAAAAGUUUGUACACAGCUGGUGAACUUCCUUUCUCAUGGAAGGAGUUUACCAUUAAACUUAUUGAUGAAGACGAGAGCAUAAACGGGCCCAAGAGAGAGAGGGUAUAUAAAGUGGUGAUCAAGUUUGUAGCGCGUGCAAACUUACAUCACUUGGGCCAAUUUCUUGCCGGCAAGCGUGCUGAUGGUCCUAAAGAAGCCCUUCAAAUUCUUGAUAUUGUGCUUAGAGAGCUCUCACUGAAAAGGUUUUGUCCUGUUGGGAGGUCGUUUUUUUCUCCCGAUAUUCGAAAGCCACAGAGGCUUGGUGAUGGAUUGGAGGCUUGGUGUGGAUUUUAUCAAAGUAUAAGGCCAACUCAAAUGGGACUAUCACUAAACAUCGAUAUGGCUUCAGCUGCAUUUAUAGAAGCUUUACCGGUAAUUGAAUUUGUCGCCCAAUUAUUAGGGAAGGACGUGAUGUCGAGACCGUUGUCUGAUUCGGACCGAAUUAAGGUUAAAAAGGCUCUUAGAGGAGUAAAAGUCGAAGUGACUCACAGAAGAGAUGUACGUAGAAAAUAUCGAGUUGCUGGGAUUACGACUCAACCCACUCGAGAGCUUGUAUUUCCUGUUGACGAUAACUCGACUAUGAAAUCGGUUGUUGAGUACUUCCAAGAAAUGUACGGUUUCACUAUUCAGUAUACUCAUCUGCCUUGUCUUCAAGUGGGAAACCAGAAGAAGGCAAACUAUUUACCAAUGGAGGCAUGUAAAAUUGUCGAGGGCCAAAGAUAUACUAAACGUUUGAGCGAGAAACAAAUUACUGCUCUUCUAAAAGUCACUUGCCAGAGACCAAGGGAUAGGGAAAAUGAUAUUUUGCAGACUGUCCAACAUAAUGAUUACGAACAAGAUCCCUAUGCAAAAGAAUUUGGAAUCAGAAUCAGUGAAAAAUUGACAUCUGUCGAGGCAAGAGUGCUCCCUGCUCCCUGGUUGAAAUAUCAUGAAACCGGAAAGGAGAAAGAUUGUUUGCCGCAAGUAGGCCAAUGGAACAUGAUGAACAAGAAAAUGAUUAAUGGCAUGACUGUUAGCCGUUGGGCGUGUAUUAACUUCUCAAGGAGUGUCCAAGAUAGUGUUGCUCGUGGAUUUUGUAAUGAGCUGGCUCAAAUGUGUCAAGUGUCAGGCAUGGAAUUUAAUCCGGAGCCCAUUAUUCCAAUUUACAAUGCGCGGCCUGAUCAAGUGGAGAAAGCCUUGAAGCACGUUUAUCAUGCAUGCAUGAACAAACUAAAAGGAAAAGAAUUGGAGCUUCUUUUAGCUAUUUUACCGGAUAACAAUGGUUCCUUAUAUGGUGAUCUCAAGCGAAUAUGCGAAACAGAUCUUGGUCUCAUUUCCCAGUGUUGUCUCACAAAACACGUCUUCAAGAUCAACAAGCAGUAUUUGGCCAACGUGUCCUUAAAAAUUAAUGUUAAGAUGGGCGGUAGGAAUACAGUUCUAUUGGAUGCCAUAAGCUGCAGAAUACCAUUAGUGAGUGAUAUACCGACAAUUAUCUUUGGUGCAGACGUAACACACCCCGAAAAUGGAGAAGAGACAAGCCCAUCAAUUGCUGCUGUUGUGGCAUCUCAAGAUUGGCCAGAGGUGACAAAAUAUGCAGGGCUCGUUUGUGCUCAGGCUCACAGACAAGAAUUAAUACAGGAUUUGUAUAAGACGUGGCAGGACCCGAUUCGUGGUACAGUGAGUGGUGGCAUGAUAAGGGAUCUUUUGGUUUCAUUCAGGAAAGCAACUGGGCAAAAGCCACAGAGGAUAAUAUUUUACAGAGAUGGUGUGAGUGAAGGACAGUUUUACCAAGUGCUAUUGUUCGAGUUGGAUGCUAUCCGCAAGGCUUGCGCAUCUUUGGAGCCAAACUACCAACCGCCAGUGACUUUUAUUGUGGUUCAAAAACGACACCACACCCGACUCUUUGCUAAUAAUCACAGGGACAAGAGCAGCACAGACAAAAGUGGAAACAUUUUGCCUGGCACAGUGGUUGAUUCGAAAAUCUGUCACCCAACAGAAUUUGACUUUUAUCUCUGUAGCCAUGCCGGAAUUCAGGGAACAAGCCGACCUGCACAUUACCAUGUCCUAUGGGACGAGAACAAUUUUACUGCCGAUGGAAUUCAGUCUCUGACGAACAAUCUCUGUUAUACGUAUGCAAGGUGCACACGUUCCGUCUCAGUGGUUCCCCCAGCUUAUUACGCGCAUUUGGCCGCUUUUCGGGCAAGAUUCUACAUGGAACCAGAUGUGGCCGAAAAUGGAUGUGGCAAUGGGCAAAGUAGGAAGGGCAACGGACGAGUUGCUGCGGGCGACAACCGGCAAGUCCGCGGGACCGAGAGUAACUCCGACCCCCGAGGUUUAAACCAUAAUGGAGGUCAAGGUACGAAGAAAAUAAAGACUAUCAAUUCGUUCUUUAAGCCAAAAAAGCAUACGUCGACAAGCGGAGAUCGUCCUUCUAAUGAUGAUGUUGUCGCCUCUAUUGAUAUGAGUUUUCUUGAACGUGACCCGGCACUACGUACUCCAAUAUGGAAAUAUCUCGUUGAUCAAAGGGAUGAAAUAAGAUGA
Striga asiatica is the source of this 2772-nucleotide messenger RNA. NCBI's taxonomy places the organism in Eukaryota, Viridiplantae, Streptophyta, Magnoliopsida, Lamiales, Orobanchaceae. The record is from the annotation of a GenBank genome assembly.